AUGGAGGGGGAAUCUCAAGCCGGGUCUGGCUCACGACCUCCAAGUCCCCAGGCCACGGGGACCAGUGGCGCAUUGUCACGAACGCAGCGAGGAGCCAUUGCCGCGCAAGCCUGCGAUACCUGUCGGUCAAGGAAGCAAAAAUGUGACGAACAGAGGCCCAAGUGUGGCACAUGCGUCAAGUUCAAGUUGGACUGCCGCUACCGAGAGCCCCAGCCAACGAAAAAGGACAAAACUCUCGUUGAGAUUCUGGAGCGCAUCAAGUCCCUUGAGGGUAAGAUAGACAACUUGACUGCCCAAGGCCUGGCAGCCAACUUUCAAUCCUCGAUUUCUGGCGAUGCGUUUGUGCAGACACCAGCGCCCAUGGGAAGCGUCCGUGGGAGCGUCGCAAGCGUCAGCAGCAGCAGCGCCUUUGUCCCUGCGCCGCCCUCAGACGCCAUGCUGUCGUCCGGGAAUGGCGCGAACUACAAUUAUGUCUCUUCAGUGCGCGCAAUGCUUGGCUGGCCUGCCGUCCAGGAGUUACUCAAGGUUGUCCUCCCAAGUGUGCCGGGCCAUGACCAAGGUUCCUUGAUCGAGCAAGACGGCAUUCCCAUCCAGCAGAGAGUGGGACCGUCGUUACCACUGGCCACGAGCGGGCCAAGACGCGGUCGAGCUGCGUCGAAUCUUGAGUCCCCAUCUGUGGCCGGUUCUCCGUCUUCCACUCAGGUAUUGAAUAGCUUGACCUGGGACUCAGUUCAGGUCCUCACCAAAGCUUUCUUCGAUACCUUCAACCUACUGCAUCCUAUUGUUGACCGCCAGGCAUUCAUAUCCAAAACUCUGCCAGCAAUGUUGACAAAUGGUCUCGUCUUUGACGACAGUAUCCAGUCAACAUUGACAUAUCUCAUCUUUGCUUUAGGCGAGGUUGCCAUUGACGCCUACUCGCAUCCCGGAGGCACAAAAGGACGCACCGCAGCACAGCAUCCUGGUCUGGUGUUCUUCAACGAGGCACGGAGACGGAUGGGCUUCAGUCUGACUGAGUGUAGCUUGGAAAAUGUCCAAGUAUUUGCUCUUGCAGGGAUCUACUAUGAGACGUGCUCUCGACAUAUG
Messenger RNA from Diaporthe citri, 1083 nucleotides. RefSeq lists its product as uncharacterized. The annotation marks the transcript as partial. Lineage: Eukaryota; Fungi; Ascomycota; Sordariomycetes; Diaporthales; Diaporthaceae. Gene Ontology annotation, biological process: regulation of DNA-templated transcription. The record is from RefSeq and is a predicted model, not a curated record. The transcript is spliced from 2 exons. Gene Ontology annotation, molecular function: DNA-binding transcription factor activity, RNA polymerase II-specific; zinc ion binding.